This is a messenger RNA of Colletotrichum orchidophilum, 2913 nucleotides long. RefSeq lists its product as uncharacterized. Gene Ontology annotation, molecular function: phosphatidylinositol-3,5-bisphosphate 5-phosphatase activity. The coding region runs from base 1 to 2913 and encodes 970 amino acids. Gene Ontology annotation, biological process: phosphatidylinositol dephosphorylation. The transcript has 3 exons. Gene Ontology annotation, cellular component: intracellular membrane-bounded organelle. Lineage: Eukaryota; Fungi; Ascomycota; Sordariomycetes; Glomerellales; Glomerellaceae. The record is from RefSeq and is a predicted model, not a curated record.
AUGGCCGCAAGACCGGCAUCCCGCGACUCGAACCUUCCCACGCCCUUCACCGGCGACGCUGACAAUGGCAAAUUAAGCCGAGAUCUGUCGCCAGUAUUUCCACUCCUCAAUAACGACGAGACGGCCAAAGCUCUAUCCUCAGAUGCUGCAACGCAAAAUCAUGCCGGCGAAGAUGACGCCGACGAAGAGCCCGCGGUCGCAAAGCCCUUCGCCCGAACCUCGAGCCCUGACUCCGCAGCCCGAGCCGCGGACCCGUAUGAUGAGAAGGGUCCCGACCGCCUCGAUCGCAAGAUGCACAAGUUUAGCUUGUAUGAGACAGCCACGCGUUAUUACAUCGUUGGGGGAGACGUGACGGAGCGGCGAUACCGCAUCCUCAAGAUUGAACGAACAACAGACGACUCGGAGUUGAGCAUCACGGACGACAAGAUCAUAUACAGCCAAAAGGAGAUGAAUCAGCUGCUAGAUACGAUCGACGACGGCAACAAGGGCACGGGUGGCAUUAAACUGCGUUGCACUGCUUGGGGCUUACUGGGCUUCAUCAAGUUCACUGGCCCAUAUUAUAUGCUCCUGAUCACGAAAAAGAGCACAGUGGCCAUGAUCGGGGGGCACUACAUAUAUCAAGUUGACGGUACAGAGCUGGUGCCAUUGACUCCGAACCGAUUCAAAGCCGACGUCCGGAACACCGAGGAGUCCCGCUUCUUAGGUAUAUUGAACAACCUGGACCUCACCAGGUCGUUUUAUUACAGCUAUUCGUACGACAUCACACGUACUCUGCAGCAUAACCUUACGAGGGAGCGCGAGGCGCUUGCGCGUGGGCUUCCAGGGGCAGUGAAUGACUUCAACGGCAUGUUCGUUUGGAACAGUCAUCUCUUGCAACCAGCCAUGAAAGCCCUCAAGGAUCCCUUUGACUGGUGCCAUCCCAUCAUCCACGGCUACAUCGAUCAAGCUGCUCUGUCAAUAUACGGACGCACUGCGUACAUCACCAUCAUUGCUCGGCGAUCUCGAUUCUUUGCGGGUGCAAGAUUCCUCAAACGUGGGGCCAACGACCUCGGCUACGUUGCGAACGAUGUUGAGACGGAACAAGUGGUUUCAGAAGCCUUGACUACCUCGUUCCAUGCCCCAGGACACAGGCUGUUUUCUAGCCCGCAGUAUACUUCAUAUGUCCAGCACCGAGGAAGCAUUCCCCUGUAUUGGACACAGGACAACACGGGCGUGACACCCAAACCACCUAUCGAGCUAAAUCUCGUUGAUCCAUUCUAUAGUGCUGCCGCUCUUCAUUUCGACAACCUCUUUGAACGGUAUGGUGCUCCCAUCUACGUGCUGAACCUCGUCAAGGCGAGGGAAAGGACGCCGCGUGAAUCCAAGUUGUUGCUGGAAUACACAAAUGCAAUCAACUACCUGAACCAGUUCCUACCAGAAGGUCGCAAGAUAAUUCACAAGGCAUGGGAUAUGAGCCGAGCGGCGAAGAGUCGCGACCAGGACGUCAUAGGUACACUGGAGCGCAUUGCUGAGGACGUCGUCACCACAACCGGAUUCUUCCAUGAUGGCGACGGAAAGGUGUAUCCUACGAGCGUUCAAAACGGUGUGGCCCGAACCAACUGUAUAGACUGCCUUGACCGAACCAACGCAGCGCAAUUCGUCAUCGGAAAGAGGGCUCUAGGCCAUCAGCUUCACGCGCUUGGCAUUCUCGAAGACACGUCCAUAAACUACGAUACAGACGCCGUCAACCUCUUCACCCACAUGUAUCACGAUCACGGUGACACUAUCGCUGUGCAAUAUGGCGGCUCUCAACUUGUCAAUACCAUGGAGACAUACCGCAAGAUUAACCAGUGGACGAGUCACUCUCGCGACAUGAUCGAGAGCUUCAAGAGGUACUAUAACAACUCUUUCCUAGAUGGGCAGCGCCAAGAGGCGUACAACUUAUUCCUCGGCAACUACAUAUUUGCCCAAGGACAGCCGAUGUUGUGGGACCUUGCGACGGACUACUACCUUCAUCACGCGGAUCCGCGAGCCUGGUCCGAAAAGACGAAGCGGGACUACAUCAACUGGUACACUGCGGAGAACUUGCAGGAAAGGAGUUUCCCGCCCUACAUGCCACCUCCAGGCGAAGCAAAGAAUAAGCCAGUGUCUUCCUUUGCUGAUUACUGGGUAGAAUACUAUCGUCCAUCCACGCUCUCAUCAUUCCUGAAAAUGUUCCCCUACAAAAUGAAUUCAACCAUCAAGUACAUACCCUUCAAGUCCACACAAGACGGACGGUACGACUUGAGCCCAUUCCGGGUUCGCAACGAGACAGAUAUGGAUGCCCACGAGAAGAAGAAGCCCAAGAAGGAGGUGACAAUUGUCGACCCUCAAGACCUGAAAUCCCCUCGGGACAUCGACGCUGCAUCAGUCAUGUCAGACCGUACCACAGGCGGGAAGGGAAUUUCCAUCCAUCGCUGGCUUCAGCCGAUGCAGGAUAGAGUGACUGGGCACCAUGGAAUCAUGAAAGAGACCCAUGUAGAGCCCCAGGAUCCGUCAAAGACCAAGCCCACGGCGCAGGAGAAGACCAAAGCAGCUCAAUGGACCUUCACCAAGGCUGUCAGCGAGUCCCUCAAUCCGUCCGUCAGCCAGCAGGAGGCCGAGGACUAUGAACGGUAUAUCAGCCAUCCUCAAAACCUGCCACUGGUUGUGUCGGCCGAGACAAUUCAGGCGGAAAACCAAUCCGAAUACCAGCAUUAUGUCCAGAGUAGCUGGCAGAGUGACGCAAUCACGCCUGUCGGUGCUGAGGAAGAUGUCGCUGUAUAUGCCGAGCUCCUCAAGGUUGGCAGCAAUCCUCUUACCGUCACCGAGGAAGACGCUCAGAAGAAGCGAUACAAGGCCUACGGGAAAUGGCUUCGGGGCAAGUCGUUCUUCAAGCAGCAACCACUUGACUGA